UUUUGGGUUCUCUUGGUGUUGGCAUCUUCUCGUGUUUUGGGGUGUUUUGUUUUAGGGGUGUCUCAUUUUUGGGGCUGUCCUGUUAUUGGGUUUUGUUGUGUUUUGGGGUGUUUCCUGUUUUGGGGUGUCUCAUGUUUUGGGGUGUCUCAUGGUUUGGGGUGUCUCCUUGCCGCUGGCACGCGCCUCACGCUGCCGGUCCCCAGGGGAGCCUCGCCGUGGCGCCUACACCGCCUUCAUGAAGUCCCACCGCUGCUACGACCUCAUCCCCACCAGCUCCAAGCUCGUCGUCUUCGACACUUCCCUGCAGGUGGGCCGGGAGGUGGGGGGGGGGGGGGGGGGGUGGGGGGGGGGCGGGGGGGGUCGGCGGGGCCCCGCUCCCCCGGCCCACCCCCCCCCAGGCAUGCUGACCAUCACCGACUUCAUCAACAUCCUGCACCGCUACUACAAGUCGCCCAUGGUGCAGAUCUACGAGCUGGAGGAGCACAAAAUAGAGACGUGGAGAGAAGUCUACCUGCAGGACUCCUUCAAGCCUCUGGUCUGCAUCUCCCCCAACGCCAGCCUCUUCGACGCCGUCUCCUCCCUGAUCCGCAACAAGAUCCACCGCCUGCCCGUCAUCGACCCCGACUCGGGCAACACGCUCUACAUCCUCACCCACAAGCGCAUCCUCAAGUUCCUCAAACUGUUCAUAGCGGAGGUCCCCAAGCCCGAGUUCAUGGCCAAGACGCUGGAGGAGCUGCGGAUCGGUACCUACGACAACAUCGCCGUGGUGCGGACCAGCACCCCCAUCUACGUGGCGCUGGGCAUCUUCGUUCAGUACCGCGUGUCCGCUCUGCCGGUGGUCGAUGAUUCGGGGCGGGUGGUGGAUAUCUACUCCAAAUUCGACGUUAUCAACCUGGCGGCCGAGAAGACCUACAACAACCUGGACGUGACGGUGACGCGGGCGCUGCAGCACCGCUCCCACUACUUCGAGGGCGUCCUCAAGUGUUACAAGCACGAGACGCUGGAAACCAUCAUCAACCGCUUGGUGGAGGCCGAGGUGCACCGGCUGGUGGUGGUGGACGAGAGCGACGUGGUCAAGGGCAUCAUCUCUCUCUCAGACAUCCUGCAAGCCCUGGUUCUCCCCGAGGGCUCCAAACCCUGACGUGGUGGCAGGGGGGGGGGCUCAGCCUGUCUCGGUGCCCCCGCCUUCCUCUCCUGCCCCCCCCCCCCUCCCCCUCAGGCUCUUGGGGAAGGCUGGGGGGGACCCCACUCACCAGCAGCAUCCAGCAAUAACUACCAACGUGGGGCUCCCCGGGCAGGGAAAGCCCCUGGCUCCCCCCCUGAGCCUUGCCGUGCGCCCUGAGCCCACGUUGGCCGUGCCGGGGGGGUGCUCGGUCAGCCCCUGCCCCCCCCCGGGGGGUGCUCCCCACGAGGCACCGAGCCCGGCUGGGAAAGGGCUGCGUGGAGCCAGGCCGGGAUCGGCCGCUUGCGGGCUGGGGCUGUUCCGCGAGUGGCUCCCGGACCCUCAUCACCCCCCCGCGGGGAUUGGUCCCGUUCCGUUUUAAUUGUUCCGUUUUAAUUGUCCCCACUCGGCUCCGUCCAGCCCAGGGCCGUCCCCGGGCCCCUCACUGCUGUGUCUUCACCUGCCACCACCUCGCGUGCGGGGGGGGGGGAACCCGCAAAUAAACACCGACCUGGCACCAA
This is a messenger RNA of Oxyura jamaicensis (ruddy duck), 1683 nucleotides long. It is a transcript of the gene PRKAG1, whose product is annotated as protein kinase AMP-activated non-catalytic subunit gamma 1. The transcript is spliced from 8 exons. Bases 149 to 1141 code for a protein of 330 amino acids. The record is from RefSeq and is a predicted model, not a curated record. Lineage: Eukaryota; Metazoa; Chordata; Aves; Anseriformes; Anatidae.